Drosophila sulfurigaster albostrigata is the source of this 987-nucleotide messenger RNA. RefSeq names its product elongation of very long chain fatty acids protein F-like. The record is from RefSeq and is a predicted model, not a curated record. Gene Ontology annotation, cellular component: endoplasmic reticulum membrane. The coding region runs from base 59 to 856 and encodes 265 amino acids. Gene Ontology annotation, molecular function: fatty acid elongase activity. Gene Ontology annotation, biological process: very long-chain fatty acid biosynthetic process; fatty acid elongation, monounsaturated fatty acid; fatty acid elongation, polyunsaturated fatty acid. NCBI's taxonomy places the organism in Eukaryota, Metazoa, Arthropoda, Insecta, Diptera, Drosophilidae. The transcript is spliced from 3 exons.
UACAAUCAAUAGGCACAGUCUGAUUUCGACCCACCCAGACUACACUUGUCUGAAUGAAAUGUUUCCUCGACUUAUAGACUUUUCUGAUCAGCCUGCGGCAGAUCCUAUUGCUGCAAAGUUGCCGUUUCUAGGAUCAGCAUGGCCAGUCACAUUUCUUCUUAUUUCCUAUCUUCUAAUUAUCUUAAAGUUGGGCAAAAAAUUUAUGGAGCACCGUAAGCCGUAUAAUAUAAAUAAUAUAUUAAUUGUCUACAAUGUGUUCCAAAUGAUUUACAAUGUUAUUUUGUUUUGCAUGAUACUAUACUAUUGUUUAAUAAAACAAACAUAUGAUUUCACUUGCAUGGAAACAUUGUCAUUUGACCAUCCCAAAAAGUAUAUGGAACGUGGGUUAUCAUAUGCAUAUUUUGUCAAUAAGAUUAUCGAUCUCCUGGAUACCAUAUUCUUUGUAUUGCGAAAAAGCUACAAACAGAUUACCGUACUCCAUGUCUACCAUCAUGUCCUGAUGGUCUUUCUCCCAUACUGCGUGGUUCGAUUCUAUGGAGUUGGCGCACAAUUCGUUACGACGGCAUUCCUCAAUACGUUCGUUCAUGCGGUGAUGUAUCUUUACUACAUGGUUACGGCAAUGUAUCCGGACAUGAAGGGGAGCUUGUGGUGGAAGAAAUAUAUUACCGUACUGCAGAUAAUUCAAUUUCUUAUUGGAAUGCUCCAGUCGGCUUACAUAUUAAACUUUAAUCCAGAGUGCGAUUUUCCAAAGAUUUUUCAUGCUAUUAUAAUAACCGGAGGCGCAAUAUUUGUUGCUAUGUUUUCCAAUUUCUACAUCAGAGCUUACAUAUUGCCUCAACGUCGUAAAUUAAAGUGAUUCUAGACUUGAAGUAGUUAUUUUUAAAUUAUUUUCCAUUAAUCGUGCUACAUGAACCUCAUAGUUUCACUUCCACUUUGUUACACUUCAAUCAGAAACUUAACUAAGAUUUAGCUACAAACAUUAGAAAU